This is a messenger RNA of Sphenostylis stenocarpa, 1239 nucleotides long. The record is from the annotation of a GenBank genome assembly. NCBI's taxonomy places the organism in Eukaryota, Viridiplantae, Streptophyta, Magnoliopsida, Fabales, Fabaceae.
AUGGAAGGUUCACUGAGCAAUAUUCCAAUUAGCACUUUUGUUUUUGAUCAUCAAACUUCUCCUGCUGAAGAUGCUCAGGCUCUUCAUCAUGCUUUCAGAGGAUGGGGUUCUGUAAGUAAGGCUAUGAUAGCAAUACUGGGCAAUAAAAAUGUUCAUCAGAGACAAGAAGUCAUAAGGAUUUAUGAGGAGAUUUACCAAGAUAAUCUCAUCAAACGUCUAGAGUUUGAGAUUUCUAACGAUUUUGAGAGAGCUGUGUAUUGGUGGAUGUUGGAACCUGCAUAUCGUGAUGCAGCUCUGGUGAAUGCAGCAAUUAAUGGUCAUAAAGACUAUCACGUGAUUGCAGAGAUUGUUUGUGUUCUUUCAGCUCAAGAACUCAUGGCAGUGAGACUUGCCUAUCAUGCACGCUACAAGCGUUCCUUGGAAGAAGAUGUGGCAACUCACACCACUGGCUAUCUUCGCCAGGCAAAUUUUGAUUGGAUUGCAAUCAAGGAGAAGAAACCCAACUAUGAAGAAGUCAUCAGGAUUCUUACAACAAGAAGCAAGACUCAGCUUGUUGCAACUUUCAACCACUACAAAGAUGAGCAUGGGAUUUCUAUCAGUAAGAAAUUGGUAGAUCAAUCAUACGAUGAUUUUCUCAAGGUGGUGCACACUGGUAUUCGCUGCAUCAAUGACCACAAGAAGUACUAUGAGAAGGUUUUGCGCAAUGCAAUAAAAAUGUUUGGAACUGAUUAUGAUGGACUGAGUCGUGUGGUUGUGACAAGGGCUGAGAAGGAUUUGAAGAACAUCAAGGAGCUCUACUACAAGAAGAACAAUGUUCACCUUGAGGAUGCAGUGUCCAAAGAAAUUUCAGGGGACUACAAGAAGUUCAUCCUCACUCUGUUGGGAGACAAGACUAAAGAAAUUUUCCUGAUUGCAGACAUAAUUAGAAAAGGAUGGAGUGCAUGCAAGGUUGCAAUGAGUGGGUUCAGUAAGCAAGGCUAUUAUCGUAAUACUGGGCACAGAAAUGUUCAUCAGAGACGAGAAAUUAUAAGAACUUACAAGGAGAUCUACCAUGAGAAUCUCAUCAACUACCUUGAGUCUAAGAUCUCUGGUGAUUUUAAGAAAGCUGUGUACUGGUGGAUGUCGGAGCCUGCAGAUCGUGAUGCUGUUUUGAUGAAUGUAGCAAUAAAGAAUGGUCCUAAAGACUAUCAUGUGGUUGCAGAAAUUGCUUGUGUUCAGCUCAAGAACUCUUGGCAGUGA